Messenger RNA from Endocarpon pusillum Z07020, 2205 nucleotides. RefSeq lists its product as uncharacterized. The coding region runs from base 1 to 2205 and encodes 734 amino acids. Gene Ontology annotation, cellular component: membrane. The transcript is spliced from 3 exons. The record is from RefSeq and is a predicted model, not a curated record. Gene Ontology annotation, biological process: transmembrane transport. NCBI's taxonomy places the organism in Eukaryota, Fungi, Ascomycota, Eurotiomycetes, Verrucariales, Verrucariaceae.
AUGGCAGAAAACCUGGUAGAUACCAGUCGGAUCAAAGAAUGGCGAUCAAUCGUCACUUUCGUCGUUUUCAUCCUCACCAAUAUCAAUGUACUUUUUCCCUUUCAUAUUCCCGUUUACGUUCCUCGACUGCUUUCGGAGACUGUCUCAAGAAGUCUUCGUGCUUUGCGAAUAAUAUCGCCAAAGUCGAACCGCUCUCAGCAUGGCUCCAAACAUGAUCGAAACGGCAAAUUUGGGUCUUUUGCUCGAUUUGACUUUCCCAUGAAUUUUGUGACGGCGCCCUUGAUCGCAGAUCUCUUCCUGCUCGCCAUAUCGGCCAUUGGUAGAGAGGAAGUUCACGCUGGUACAAUCGGGGCGGACAACAUCUCCCCACUCGACAUCAUGCUCUUCUUUCUCACGCUGGCCUACAUCGCCAUAUCUAUCGACGCUUCUGGUCUAAUCAGGUACUUAGCAUUCAAGGUGCUUCAAUGGGGAGGUGAGGUGGGCCAUAGACUCUUCUUUUACCUCUAUGCCUUCUUCUUCGGCCUGGGUAGCUUCAUCGGUAAUGACCCUAUUAUCCUGUCCGGCACAGCCUUCCUCGCCUACAUGACCCGGGUGUCGAGCAACAUUGUCCACCCCCGAGCGUGGAUCUACACCCAGUUCGCCGUGGCCAAUAUUGCCUCGGCCAUUCUCGUCUCCUCCAACCCGACCAACCUCGUGCUCGCUGGUGCUUUCGAGAUCAAAUUCAUCCACUACACGGCGAAUAUGAUCGUCCCGGUCAUUGUCACAGCCAUCGUUCUGUUCCCUUUCUUGCUAUAUAUCGUCUUCGCUGACGAGUCCCUCAUCCCCUUCUCGAUUAAGAUGCAUGAACUUCCCGAGGAAAUGAAACGAAAGAAGCCCGUAAACCCUAAUAUCCCACACGCUAGAGGAAAUGCUGAGGAAGAAGAAACUGGUCUCGCAAAUGACGAAAAAGGCAAGCUUCUCUCGCUCGAAGAGGUCAUGAACCCUUUCUUGGACAAGGGAGGCGCAGCCUUCGGAGCCGUCAUCAUGGCCGCGACACUCAUCACCCUUCUGGCGCUCAACGCUGCUAGCGCGAGUAGCGGCGAGCAUCAAGUCUUCUGGGUGACCUUGCCAGCCGCGUUUAUCAUGUUCUGCUGGGAUGUUGCGUUCGGAUGGUACCAUCGGCAUGAAACGCGCGAAAUCGCUUGCAAGGGUAGAAAGGAGGUUGAAAAUGCGCGAGCCGAACGAGCGAUUAGAGAGGAAGAAGAAGCCAACCGACUAGCUUUACAGCAAGACGGUUGUGAUGCUCUGGCAGCGCACGAAUAUGCUCUGACGCAGAUGCAUUCGCCAGAAGCUCAACAACAAGGUCAGAAUGGUGCUGUUGGUAGCAAUAAUAACAUCGCAAAUGCAAACGACCAGAUACCACAAAUAUUCGAUGGUACCAGUACAUUUCCACCGAAUGUAGGUUGCCUGCCGCCUUCUGCUCCUGCCCUUCUCGUAUCCAAGAACGGCGAAGAUACAUCGAGCGGAGAGAUGGACGAAGAGAAGCCAGGAACGGACGAGGCUAAGCGAGAGGUUGACCACAGAAAGCGAAUCUUGCACGAAAUAGAGCUUCGACAUGCGCGAGGGCGGCCAACGCUCGUCUCACUCGUCGCGGAUGCGUACACGUGGUCGCAGGAGACAUUUCCUACUGUCACGGCCGUGCUGGCUCACCUGCCGUUUGCGCUCGUGCCUUUUGCCUUCGCCAUGUUCGUACUCGUACAAGCUUUGGUCACCAAGGGCUGGGUCCAGGUGUUCGCUUUCGGGUGGGACCAUUGGGUGGAGAAGACAGGGACUGUUGGUAGCAUUGGAGGCAUGGGUUUCCUCUCCGUGAUCCUCUGCAACUUCGCAGGCACGAAUAUUGGCACCACUAUCCUUCUAUCCCGUGUUAUACAAGCAUGGCAACUAAUCCACAUCGUUAACGGGACCCCUAUCUCGGAUCGGACAUUCUGGGCAACAGUGUACAGCAUGGCGCUCGGGGUAAACUACGGUGCAUUCAGCACGGCCUUCAGCGCGUCCCUGGCUGGUCUCUUAUGGAGGGACAUUCUCGCCCGAAAACACAUUCACGUCCGGGGUCUCGAUUUUGCGCGCGUGAAUCUUCCUAUCAUUGCCAUAGCCAUGACAGUCGGCUGUGCCGUCCUUGCUGGCGAGGUGUACAUUAUCAGGGACACAUCUCCUUACAAUUCAUAA